This is a messenger RNA of Hordeum vulgare subsp. vulgare (domesticated barley), 1034 nucleotides long. RefSeq lists its product as uncharacterized. The coding region runs from base 224 to 451 and encodes 75 amino acids. Lineage: Eukaryota; Viridiplantae; Streptophyta; Magnoliopsida; Poales; Poaceae. The record is from RefSeq and is a predicted model, not a curated record. The transcript is spliced from 2 exons.
CAUUUCCCCGAUCGAGUGCAUCAGUCCCGAGCGAGCUCGUCUAAGGGCGACGGCUGGCCGCGCCCGUGAAGCAACGCUGGCAAGGUCGCGCCCGCGUGGCAACGACGGCGAGCACGCCGGUCAUGGCGACGCGGCGGCUGCGCUGGCCGGAGCAGCGUGCAGGGGACUUCGUCCCACGCGCUCCUCCGUCGAGCGUGGCUAUGGUGACGCACUUUCUAGCACCAUGGAGAUGACGGCGUCGUGCGAGGCGGAGAGGCCAAGCGAUGCACGCGCGUCCGUGAGCGGAGUAGGGAAAAGGAGCUGCAUCUUCCCGCACGUCCUCCGGGAGACGGCGGCAUUCCGGUCAUGGCGCACGCACGGCGGCGGCCGUGCGGACCCAAGAGCCGGCGUCGUCAAGGAAAGACAUCCCCAGGAAUUGCCUAACAUACUUCUCGCCGAGUUGCAUGGCUGAAAAGGUAUUAGAUGGCUCGAUGAAACCAAGAGUGAUCCAUUGAUAGAUCAGGUCAUCUUCACUUAUAUUGUGACCUUUAUGGAAGAUACCGCAAUAGGCAAAGCAUAACCUCAGAUAUGGUGUCAGAGUAUUGUGACUUAACUUCAAGGAUGGUAACACUGUAUUAUCAGAAAAUGGUUCAUCCCAAAUAUCACUAUUGCGCAUUGCUUCCCAGUCAGUAAGAUUCAUUCCAGAUAGCAAGAAUCCAAGUGCUUGAGCUGCUAAUGGCAAACCUCCACAUUUCUUUGCAAUCGUCUGUCCAAUUGGUUCAACUUGCGCUUUAUCAGCUCUAGAUUCAAAGCCACUAUUUUGCCUGAUUAAUCUCCAGCACAUGUCAUUGUCCAAGAGAUCUAACAUGUAUGGUUCAACAGUACAAAUUUUUCUUGCUAUGUCUAUGCUGCGUGUUGUGACUAAGACUCUCAUCUUGGAGCUUCCAUUCAACAUAAGCUUGAGUUGAUUCAGUUGGGAGGUAUCUGUCUCCCAUAGGUCAUCUAAAACAAUUAGUGUCUUCUUAUCUUGAAGUAAAUGUUUAAGAUGUUGGUUU